GGGGAACUUCUCGGGAAGACACGCGCCACCAGGCGCGGUUUCACGAGCAGAGCUACCAUGGUUUUACUUUCCACCCCAGUACUUGGGGCUUCCCAUUACGCCCAGCACGCACACUGGAGGCCCCAGCGCUGGUCGUGCCGCUUGCAUGCUCCUGUCACAACUCCUAACCGUGUUGUUAUGGAACUUUCUCCUUCCCUCCCUCCCUCCCUCCCUCCCUCCCUCCCUCCCUCCCUCCCUCCACAGGCACAAGGAGUGUGAAGCAACAGCAAUACCCAAGGACCAAAUUUUUUAUUAUUUUCCCUAGAAUUAGGUUAAAACAACAACAUCACACACACUCACUCCCCACACACAAUCGCGCGCGCGCGCGCACACACACACACACACACACACACACACACGCAGGCCCUGGGCGAGCCCAAGCGGCGGUGGCGGGCAGGGGCGCUCUCUGCCGCUGUAGCUGCUCGGAGGCCGGGCGGCGGCCGCCUCGUCCCGCCUCUCUCUCCCCGUCCCGGCCGAGCCCUUGGAGUCGUCCGGAAGCGGCGGGCGGUGCCGUGGCGGCGGACAAUAGUGGGGCGCCGGCAGCGGCAGCGGGGUCAGGAUGAAUGAGGAGCAGUUCGUCAGCAUCGAUCUGGACGAUGACAACGUGUGCAGCGUCUGCAAGCUGGGCACCGAGAGGGAGACUCUGUCCUUCUGCCACGUCUGCUUCGAGCUCAACAUCGAAGGAGUACCAAAGUCAGAUCUUCUACAUACAAGAUCUUUAAGGGGCCACAGAGACUGCUUUGAAAAAUUCCACUUAAUAGCAAAUCAGGACUGUCCGCGGUCAAAGCUCGCUAAAAGUACAUAUGCAGAAGUAAAAAAUAUCUUGAGCAAAAAAAUUAACUGGAUCAUACAGUAUGCACAAAACAAGGAUUUAGACUCUGACACUGAAAGCUCAAAAACAUCCCAACACCCGUUUUUUAACUUCAGACAUCAGACUGAUAGAAAAUUACUCCCACAGUUUGACUCCCCAGUACCUAGAUACUCUGCAAAAUGGAUAGAUGGAAAUUCCGGAAACAUCUCAAGCUGCUCACAAAAUCUUUUAGAACAAAGAGAAUCCUCUGAUUUCAGACUUGGUAUGUUACAAGAAACAGGUGCUACAUUCUGCUGCAACAAUGUUUUGUGGUCUAAUCACAGCCAAGCCCAAAAACCAGAAAAAGCUGAAAGUGAUUCAUGCACUGGUGUUCCUCAUCACAGGCAUCCUCAUUACAGCAGGGAAGAAUUGAAUAUGAUGACUCCUGGAGAGUUAAAGCAACUUAAUGAAAAACUUCUCAAGCAAAUCCAGGAUGUGUUUGAGGAGCUGACGCAGCAAGUCCAAGAAAAGGACUCUUUGGCCUCAGAACUGAAUGUCCGUCACAUUGCUAUUGAGCAGCUGCUGAAGAACUACUCCAAAUUGCCAUGUCUACAAAUGGGCCGUGCAGGAAUGAAAACAAAUGUCCCCAUAUAAUGGGAAUACAACUCGUAUCCCCUGUAUAGCUAACUUUCCCUGAUGGCUUUGGUAACUGCUACACAAAUAUUUAGAAGCUUUUGAGGAAACUUGGGCAGCUUGCUCUUUGCAUUCCUAAUCCAUAAGGAGUCUUAUUUUACCACUUUGGUUUUAACAGAAUAGGCAAAUAUCAUAGGUAUUAAAAUCACUGUAAUAAGGCCUAUUCCCACUCUGGAUUUUUUUUUUUUUUUUUGCCCAUAAAGACGCAUGAGGCUUGAACUGACUUUUGUUUUGUUGAUAAUAAAAUUGUUUCUAACAAGGAAUGACCUGAAGCCUGUAAAUCUGCCUACUUUAUACAGAGGAAAAAAAUGAGUUUUGAUCAGAUCUGAUCAUGUUACAUCCAAGAGAGCUUUAAGGGAAGAACAGUAUUAAUGAAACACAUUUUCUUAUUUAUUACAAGCAAUAUUUUAUUAUUGAAAUUUUAUACUAAAUAUUACUAUUUUAGGUACUUUUCCAGAUCUCUUUAUAAAAUGUUUGAAUUACUCUGUGUAAUGUUUAUACCUUGUGUAUGAUUGUUUAUCCUUUUUCAGGUCAGUAUCUUUCAUGAUACAAUUAAAAAAAAAAAUCUUGUUUCCCAAAGAGAUGAAUUUCACAUGUUAAUUCACAUGAAUUUCACAUGUGCAUCACUUAUUUUUUAUCAAAUUUAUAAAUGAAGUGAAGAAUUUAGUUCAUGAGAUGUUUAAAAAAAAAAGAGAAAAAGCACAGCACUUCCGUUAAAAAAAAAAAAUCCAUACUUUGGAUUUAAUACAUAAAAGUUGUUUUUGUAUGUGUGAAAUUUUCAAUGCUGAAAAAAUGAUUUCAAAGAAACUAAAUAAAUUUGUAAUA
Messenger RNA from Cygnus atratus (black swan), 2347 nucleotides. It is a transcript of the gene C1H21orf91, whose product is annotated as chromosome 1 C21orf91 homolog. The transcript has 5 exons. Lineage: Eukaryota; Metazoa; Chordata; Aves; Anseriformes; Anatidae. Bases 599 to 1483 code for a protein of 294 amino acids. The record is from RefSeq and is a predicted model, not a curated record.